GAGCGCUAGUAGUGAAUAGAUAACACUGUUGUCAUUGUUAUUGUUGAUACUCUAUUCUUCUAUUUUUUACUCUACUUUUAAACUAUGAUGAAGAACACAAUAAUUAAUGACAAUGAUGGCAACAACUAAUGAAUUUGGUCCUGAUUCUGGUGGUAGAGUUAAAGGAGUUACAAUAGUAAAACCAAUUGUAUAUGGUAAUGUAGCUCGAUAUUUUGGUAAAAAAAGAGAAGAAGAUGGACAUACUCAUCAAUGGACUGUAUAUGUUAAACCAUAUCUUAAUGAAGACAUGUCCACAUAUGUUAAAAAAGUACACUUUAAAUUACAUGAAAGUUAUAACAAUCCCAAUCGUAUUAUGACUAAACCACCUUAUGAACUCACUGAAACUGGUUGGGGAGAAUUUGAAAUAGUUAUUAAAAUAUAUUUUCAUGAUCCUAAUGAACGUCCUGUAACCAUAUAUCACAUAUUAAAACUCUUUCAAACAACACCUGAAAUACAAUUGGGAAAAAAAAGUUUAGUAUCUGAAUUUUAUGAAGAAAUAGUUUUUCAAGAUCCAACAGCUUUAAUGCAACAUUUAUUGAAUUCUAAUAGACCUAUAACUCUUGGUGCUUGGCGUCAUAAUACAGAUUUUGAAGCUAAAAAGGAAUCUACAAUGAAAGCAAUAAUAGAAGCAAGAAAUAAAAUAAGAUUGGAAGUCAUAGAUCUUAAGGAAAAAUUGACAUUAGCAAAGGAAACAAUUGCUAAAUUCAAAGAAGAAAUUGCUAAGAUUUCUAAAGCUGGUGGAAGUUUGUCUGUUGCAUAAUUUAAACAUUAAAAAAGUUUUCUAAAUGUAUUAUAGUAUAAAGAUAAUAAAAAAAGCACAAUAGUUUUUAUAAUUAAUAUAUAAUAUAG
This is a messenger RNA of Apis mellifera (honey bee), 888 nucleotides long. RefSeq names its product YEATS domain-containing protein 4 (gene Gas41). The transcript has 4 exons. Gene Ontology annotation, biological process: regulation of DNA-templated transcription. NCBI's taxonomy places the organism in Eukaryota, Metazoa, Arthropoda, Insecta, Hymenoptera, Apidae. The record is from RefSeq and is a predicted model, not a curated record. Bases 107 to 799 code for a protein of 230 amino acids.